AUGGGUGUGACCAACUUGUUGCCCCAACUCAAGGAGAUCCAAGUGCAGAUCUCUCUCACAGACUACAAAGGCAAAACGCUAGCCGUGGAUGCGUACGGUUGGCUACACCGAGGCUUGAUUCUGUGUUCGCAAGACUUGUGCCAGGACAGACCAACGCAAGGAUAUAUUACCUCGGUCAUGAAAAAAAUCGAUAUGCUUCGAUAUUUUGGCGUCGAGCCUUACCUCGUAUUUGACGGCGCCUCGUUGCCUACGAAAGAAGGGACUGCUCUUGAAAGACGAGAGAAGAGGAGGGUCGCUAAGGACGCCGCCAACAAUUUUUUGAAGGUAGGCAAUCGCAAGGCAGCAUGGAAGGAAUUCAUGAAGGCUGCUGGUGUCACUCCCGAAAUGGCAAAGGCGAUUAUGAUGGAGCUAGAUCGAAAGAGGGUCAAGUACGUGGUGGCCCCUUACGAAGCAGACCCACAGAUGGUUUACCUCGAGAAGAUCGGGCUUGUAGACGGUAUUCUUUCUGAGGACUCUGACUUGCUUGUUUUUGGGUGCCGCAAAUUGAUCACAAAGCUAAAUGACUACGGAGAAUGUGUUGAGAUUGACAGAGCCAAUCUUCACAAACUCAAAACAGAGUAUCACAGAUUCACGCCUGAGCAGUGGCGGUCACUAGCUAUCCUCUCCGGGUGCGAUUAUACAAAGGGCAUCGCUGGUGUUGGAAUGAAGACAGCUUAUAAUAUCGUGUUGAAACACGGCACUUGGGAGGCGAUCUGUGCCGCCUUGGAGGCUGAGAAAAAGCCUGUGUCUGCUGAGUUUUUGGAGGAAGCUUUCAAAGCCAACUUGGCGUUUCAAUUCUCGAAGGUUUUCGAUCCUGUAACGGGGUGUGCUGCUACAUUGAACGAGUAUCCAUCAAACUUUGCUAUUGACAUGCAAGUUGUCGAGAGUUGUUGUGGACGAAGUCAAAGUCCAGAGAUUCAAACCGGAGUCUGUCUAGGAAAGCUUCACCCUUCAACUCAUCAAGUUCUCUACUCACGAGAAUUACUCUUGAAAAGAGGCCCCUUACCCAAAGCCCCACCAAAGAUUGUAGAAAAAGUGACUGCUUCUUCUGCUUCGCGUACUAUUGAAAGUUUCUUCUCUGUACAAAAACAGGCUACAUCUACAAUCCAACUACUGAAAAGUGUGAAGAACCAGGUUGACAGGACCAUUAAGCUUUCUCCAAAUGCGAAGAAAUUGAAGAGACUCACUCCAAUCACAAACAAUUGUGUUCCUGUUAGUAGCAAAUUCUUUGGCUCGCAAAAUGCAAAAAUAGCUCCUUUGAAAGAAAAUCUCACUCAAAUCGAAAUGCCAAAGCCCGUGGAGUCAAGCUACGAAAAACCAUUCGAAGCCCAGUCCAGUUUUUUGACUGGCGAUUCUGAUAUCCCUGAUGAAAGUUCGUCUCCGAUCAAAGACGUUGCUCCUGGUGAGCGCGUCGUGAACUAUUUGACAGAUGAUGACGACGACAACGACAGCUGUCUCUCUGGUACAAAUUCAAUGGCUAACAGCAUUGUCGACAGACCACUGUUCUCUUCGACCUUAACAAAAAGCUCAACCGAACUUGAAAGUGAGGCUGACGAGGGUUACGAGAACGAGAUCGAAGAGAGUCCCAUCAAAUUCACCGUCAGCUCGUGGCGAAGUCAGUUUCUGAUGAAAGAGUCCGCGGAACUAGUUCAGACUUCUACCGCUGCGAAAUUGAAAGUCGAGCGUGCUGUCAAGACCAAAAAAGUGAUCGAGACGGAGACAAAGCCAACGAAAGACUCGGCAGCAGCGGCGCUGGUGUCGCAAGAGUUUCUGCAGCCGAGCCAGCUCAGUGAGAGCGACGCUGAUUUGUCCUUCACCAAAACACCAAAAAAGACGCUGGCUUUCGGCCUUCUGCGUUUUGCCUUCACCGGAUAG
This is a messenger RNA of Australozyma saopauloensis, 1914 nucleotides long. It is a transcript of the gene EXO1, whose product is annotated as Rad2 family nuclease. The coding region runs from base 1 to 1914 and encodes 637 amino acids. Gene Ontology annotation, cellular component: nucleus. The record is from RefSeq and is a predicted model, not a curated record. Gene Ontology annotation, biological process: mismatch repair; DNA recombination; DNA double-strand break processing. NCBI's taxonomy places the organism in Eukaryota, Fungi, Ascomycota, Pichiomycetes, Serinales, Metschnikowiaceae. The transcript has a single exon. Gene Ontology annotation, molecular function: 5'-3' DNA exonuclease activity; metal ion binding; 5'-flap endonuclease activity.